ACCGCUAAUUUGUCUGCUGUCUAUUGCAUAUGUGGAAUAAGCACUUUUAAAAAAGGCUCUAUGAUUCGCUGCAACUUAUGCAUGAGGUACUCCCACUGCCACUGCGUUGCGCUGUCUGAUGGUUAUCGUGGAACUUUUAAGUGUCAUGCGUGUGUUGAUAGUGUUGCAAAGGAAAAUGAUGAAGACAAUGAAACGUUGUUUUCGGUGGUGGAAGAAAUAUAUGUAACUUUAUACGAAAUUAUUUGUGAUUAUUUGGUUGCUGGCCAGAAAGAGGCUGCAUUUUUAACUUUUCAGGCUCAAUAUAUUUCUGAGCUUUUAAAAGUUCCAGAAGCCCACAAAACGACGACUGCAAAAUCCUUGAAAAAGUUAUAUGAAUUUAUAGAGAAAAGUAAAAGCCCCGGCAUUUAUUCCAGUAUAGACCAAUAUGAAAUAAGAACAGUAUGUCGAGCGCUUAGCGCCUUCCGGACACCGAACUCGUAUCGUGGCAUGCUCGAAUUGGUCUUACGCUUAGUGCUGAAAAGUUUAACGGAUCCCUCCAGUGUAGUAAGGACUAAAGCUGUUCGUGUGCUAGCAGUUUUAGUCGAGGCCAAUCCUCCUCUUCUUUUUCAGGAAAAUAUAAGGAGCGUUUUGCAGGCGCGUUUUCGAGACAAAACUAUUAGCGUACGGGAAGCGGCUAUUUCUCUUGUCGGGCCGUUUUUACUUUCCUAUCCAGACCAAACCGAGCUUUACUUUCCCCCCAUUCUUGACCGUCUUCAAGACUCUGGUGUUAGCGUUAGAAACAAAGUCAUAAAGAUAUUUCGAGAUCUCUACAUCGCGCAGCCUGAUAGCGCUUUAGCAGAAGUGAUUUGCGUAAAUCUUUUAAAAAUUCUACCCAUUUCCGAGGACGCAGUUGUUAAGACUUUGCUGGAACUUUGGUUUUCCUUUUCUUCUUUGGAGAGCGAAUCACAUAAAAUGAACUACGCUAGAAAUACGGCUAAAAUAAUUGUAAAGACACUUUCAACUGUAAAAGAGGAGAAAAGUUUUACUCUAUUAUUAAAUAAAGUUUUUGAACAAGAAGCGCGUCUAAAAACUCAGCACAUUAGAAAUGUUGCUGAGCUUAUUGUGAAGGCAAUAAUGGAAAUGCUGCUUGAGAACACCAAUAGCCUUUCGAUUACUCAAACUGAUUGCAUGGCAGCUCUUUUUUACUUCUGCAAGUCUCAAGCGCAGUUGUUGUGUCCUUUUGCUGAACUGCUUCGGCCCUAUCUUUGCUGCCAGGCAAGAAAAAAAAUAAAUUAA
Zophobas morio is the source of this 1275-nucleotide messenger RNA. RefSeq lists its product as uncharacterized. The record is from RefSeq and is a predicted model, not a curated record. Gene Ontology annotation, biological process: regulation of gene expression; replication-born double-strand break repair via sister chromatid exchange; establishment of protein localization to chromatin. Gene Ontology annotation, molecular function: chromatin binding. NCBI's taxonomy places the organism in Eukaryota, Metazoa, Arthropoda, Insecta, Coleoptera, Tenebrionidae. Gene Ontology annotation, cellular component: Scc2-Scc4 cohesin loading complex. The transcript is spliced from 14 exons. The coding region runs from base 61 to 1275 and encodes 404 amino acids.